AUGCCUAAAGCAACAACACCCUCGCGCAGCGCUGCGGCUGCCCGCAGACAUAAUCCUCUGGCGGAGGACAUGACGUCUGUGGGCCAUAUCCGGACCCAACCCAGCAAGAAGAAUAAGCGCAAGUCACAGACGGACGAAGAUGGCGAGCGCUUUGUCGAUGCGAAACAGUCGCGCAAGAUUCUGCAGAUCGGACAGGAACUGGCCGACGAGGAUGCCACUGAGCAAAAGGCUGCAAGAGGAGAGACGGACGGGAAAGUCAACCACGCUUUCGAUUUCGAGUCACGGUUGGAAGGUGACGAACCUGUGUCGGAUGACGAGGACAAGUUCGGAGAGGAUGAAUGGGGUGACGAGGAUGAGGAAGUUGAGCAAGUGGAGGUCGACCCGAAUGACCUUGACGUGUUCAACAAAUUCAUUCCGGCUGGCGACGAAGACCCCAUAUUCAACCCCGGCUCCGGCGGCCAGACUACGAACCUAGCGGAUCUGAUCCUCGAGAAGAUUGCGGAGCACGAAGCAAAGGAAUCUGGCGACAGCGGUUUAAUUCAAGGUGGUGGAUUACCGGAGGAUGCAGUCCAAAUCCCAGCCAAGGCAAUCGAAGUAUAUGAAAAGGUUGGCACGAUCCUGUCUCGCUACAAGUCCGGCCCUCUUCCGAAACCCUUCAAGGUUCUCCCCUCGGUGCCCAACUGGGAGACCCUCCUCGAUAUCACGCGACCGGAGUCAUGGACGGCCAACGCUGUCUAUGCAGCCACCAGACUUUUCAUUUCGUCCAAGGCGGUUGUUGCCCAAGAAUUCAUCUCGAUGGUGCUGCUUGACCGGGUUCGCGACGAGAUCCGCGAGACGAAAAAACUCAAUGUCCACACUUACAACGCACUGCGGAAGGCACUUUACAAGCCGGCAUGCUUUUUCAAGGGCUUGCUGUUCCCGCUUGUGUCGGGCGGGAUGUGUACGCUGCGGGAGGCACACAUUGUGUCGUCUGUGAUUGCACGAGUGUCAAUUCCGGUUUUGCACUCUGCCGCGGCCCUUCUCCGAAUGUGUGACUUGGCCGCGGAGCAAUCGCUCAAGUCGCUGGAGAGCACGGGAGCGGUGAACAUGUUCAUCCGUGCCUUCUUGGAGAAGAAGUACGCACUUCCGUACAAGGUGAUUGACGCGCUAGUGUUCCAUUUCCUACGAUUCCGGGCCAGUGAUAAUGGCGAGGACGCGAUGAUGACCGACGGGCCAUCGGGAAGCGGGGCCAAGUACUACAAGCUGCCAGUGUUGUGGCACCAAUGCCUGUUAGUGUUUGCGCAGCGAUACCGCAACGAUAUUACAGAGGAUCAGCGGGAAGCGCUUCUGGAUCUUCUGUUGGUGCGGGGCCACAAGGACAUUGGGCCGGAAGUGCGACGGGAGCUGUUGGCCGGCCGGGGUCGGGGCGUAGUGGUGCCCGAUCCGGAGAAGCUGAGUGCAUUGGAGGCGGGGGACGACACGAUGGAUAUGGAGUAG
Molecule: messenger RNA, 1476 nt
Organism: Aspergillus glaucus CBS 516.65
Lineage: Eukaryota; Fungi; Ascomycota; Eurotiomycetes; Eurotiales; Aspergillaceae
Product: snoRNA-binding rRNA-processing protein ENP1
Exons: 3
Coding region: 1-1476 (491 amino acids)
Biological process (GO): rRNA processing
Cellular component (GO): preribosome, small subunit precursor; nucleolus; cytoplasm
Molecular function (GO): snoRNA binding
Source: RefSeq, a predicted model, not a curated record